AUGUCUUUUGAAGUAGGUACUAAGUGUUGGUAUCCUCAUAAAGAGCAAGGUUGGAUAGGCGGCGAAGUAACCAAGAAUAUGUUCUCUGAAGGAACGUACCAUUUAGAGUUAAAGUUGGAGGACGGAGAGACUGUGUCCAUUGAAACAGACAACUUGGAAAGCGACAGCAGUAAUCCUUCAUUACCUGUACUUCGAAACCCACCUAUUUUAGAGUCCACUGAUGACUUGACUACUCUAUCAUACCUGAACGAGCCUGCGGUGCUGCAUGCUAUAAAAAAGAGAUACUUGGAUUCACAAAUUUAUACUUAUUCUGGUAUUGUCCUUAUUGCAGCAAAUCCUUUUGAUAAAGUUGAUCAUUUAUACUCUCGUGAAAUGAUACAGAGUUACUCUAACAAACGUAAGGAUGAGCUGGAACCGCACCUGUUUGCUAUUGCAGAGGAGGCUUACAGGUUUAUGCUUCGUGAAAAGACUAACCAAACGAUUGUUGUUAGUGGUGAAUCUGGUGCCGGUAAGACCGUAUCUGCGAAAUACAUUAUGAGGUACUUUGCUUCAGUUCAAGAAAACAAUGGGUGUGAAGAAGACGUGGAAAUGUCCCAAAUUGAAAGUCAGAUCUUAGCUACUAAUCCGAUUAUGGAAGCCUUUGGUAAUGCCAAAACUACCAGAAAUGAUAAUUCUUCUCGUUUUGGUAAAUAUUUGCAAAUUUUAUUCGAUGAGAAUACUACCAUAAAAGGGUCCAAAAUUAGAACAUAUCUUCUGGAAAAAUCCAGAUUAGUUUACCAGCCAGAGGCAGAAAGAAACUAUCAUAUUUUCUACCAGAUUUUAAAAGGGUUAUCAGAAUCGCUUAAACAAGAAUUGCAUCUGUCAUCUGCCAAGGACUACCAUUAUACCAACCAGGGUGGACAAGCGAAUAUAACUGGUGUAAAUGAUGCUCAAGAAUACAAGGUAACUACGGAUGCUUUGUCGUUGGUAGGUAUAGAUCACGAGACUCAACUCGGAAUUUUCAAAAUUCUUGCUGGUUUGCUGCAUAUUGGUAACAUUGAAAUGAAAAUGACCAGAAACGAUGCAUCAUUAUCAUCAGAAGAACCUAACCUGCUGACUGCAUGUGAACUACUGGGUAUUGACCCCUUCAAUUUUGCAAAAUGGAUUGUCAAGAAACAAAUCAUUACGAGGUCUGAAAAAAUUGUCACAAAUUUGAAUUAUAACCAAGCACUAAUUGCCAGAGACUCUGUGGCUAAGUUUAUCUAUUCUACGCUUUUUGACUGGUUGGUGGACAAUAUCAAUAAAACAUUGUAUGAUCCUGAACUGGACCAACAAAACCAUACAUUUUCCUUCAUUGGUAUCCUGGAUAUAUAUGGAUUUGAGCAUUUUGAAAAAAAUUCGUUUGAACAAUUUUGUAUAAACUAUGCCAACGAAAAACUGCAACAGGAGUUUAACCAACACGUUUUCAAAUUGGAGCAAGAAGAAUACGUUAAGGAAGAAAUUGAGUGGUCUUUCAUUGAGUUCAGCGAUAAUCAACCCUGCAUAGACUUAAUUGAAAACAAACUUGGCAUACUCUCUCUUUUGGAUGAAGAAAGUAGGCUACCAUCAGGUUCAGACGAAUCAUGGACUUCGAAACUAUAUUCUGCCUUCGAUAAACCGCCCUCGAAUCAGGUUUUUUCCAAACCAAGAUUUGGACAAACGAAAUUUAUUGUGAGUCAUUAUGCUGUCGAUGUGGCAUAUGAAGUGGGAGGUUUCAUUGAGAAAAACAGGGACAGUGUUUCCCUAGGGCAUUUGGAUGUUUUCAAGGCAACAACUAAUCCAAUUUUCAAACAAAUUUUGGACAACAGAGAAUCUAGAACUGAUGACGCUUCUCAAGAUCAAGAUACUGAAAAAAAGAUGAUGAUUCCAACAAUGCAAAGUCAAAAGAAGCCAACUCUAGGAUCUAUGUUUAAAAAGUCCUUGGGAGAAUUGAUGGCUAUCAUAAAUUCCACGAAUGUUCAUUAUAUUCGUUGCAUAAAACCAAAUUCUGAAAAAAAGCCCUGGAUGUUUGAUAAUUUGAUGGUACUAUCGCAACUAAGAGCGUGUGGCGUGCUGGAAACAAUUAGGAUAUCAUGUGCAGGCUUUCCAUCAAGAUGGACUUUCGACGAAUUCGUCCAACGAUAUUUCCUCUUGAGAGACUACGACCAAUGGAGUAAGAUUAUUUAUAGCCCAGACCUCCCAAGAGAUACAAUCGUAAACUUCUGUCAAUCUAUUUUAGAUGCUACCUUCUCAGAAUCUACCAAAUACCAAAUUGGUACUACCAAGAUUUUCUUCAAAGCAGGAAUGCUUGCAUUCUUGGAAAAAGAAAGGAUUAAUAAAAUGAAUAAAAUAUGCACCACAAUACAGAAAAAGAUAAGAGCUAGAUAUUAUAGAAACCACUAUUUGCAGACAAUGAAAUCUAUAAAAAAAUUUCAAAAUCAAUUAAGAAGUUUAUUAGUUCGUACAAGAGUUGAUCAUGAACUAAAGUUCAGAGCUGCCGUAUUGCUUCAAAGUAACAUUAGAGCAAUAUGGAAACGUCAAUACUACAAAUCCAUUGUUAUACAAAUAAUAGAACUACAAUGUGCUUGUAAAAGAAAAUUGAUUCUCGAUAAUAUUGAGAGGCAAUUCACGCUCAUGGCAACAAUAAGCAUCCAAAGCUACAUCAGAUCAUAUAGACACAAAACACAUUAUAGAACAGCAAAAAAGAGCACCAUACUUGUACAAAGUUCUAUGAGAAGGCAGUUAGCAAAACGAAGGUACAUAGAAUUGAAGAAAGAAGCUGAAGAACGCCUCAUUAUGGCUAAUUCUGGGAUUAGUUUGUUAGAAGAUUCUAUCGAAUUCAAAAACUCGUUCAUUUUGAAUUUAGAGAUGCUGAACGAUUCGUAUAUUAGAUUAACUAAGUUACUGCAGGGUGAUUUGUCAAAUAUUCCCUCCAAGGAAAGACAGGAGUACAAAACGCUAGUAAACGGUUAUAAUGAAAAGAUCUCAAAGUUGAAAACGUCACAGGUUAAAAUCAUGAGUAUGUUGAAUGAAAGGAAUGCGUUAAAGGAGAAAAAAGAAAAACAAGCUACUUUAAUUAAGUCGCAUAUGCAAAGCUUAGCUGCCAUCAAAAGUAAAAAGCCUUCACGAUUAAGCGAUGAAAUUAAAUCAAUGAAGCAAGAACUAGCGUUUAUUGAAAACGUAAUUGCACAAGACUUCGCCACAACAUAUUCUGCAAAUAGGAAUGACAAAACGAGAGGUCUAGGAAUAGCAGGACAGAAAGUAAGGUCAAAGCUAGUUAAUGUGAUCCGUAGAGAAUCUGGAAAUCCUGAUCUACUAGAAUUACUAAUGGAUUUAAAUAGUUACACAUUGGAAAUCACAGAAGGUUACUUGAAGAAAAUAAGCAUUACUGAAGUGGAUGAUGAUAAUGUUCUCAGCCCUAUACAGGUCAUUACUAUAAUCACAGAUAGCCUAGUAAAAAAUGGAUUGUUGAUUCAAAGUAGCAAGUUCGUUUCAAAAGCCUUAUUAACGAUAGAAACCAUUGUUAUGAGUCUACCAAGGGAUCAAACAAUGAUAGGCGGUAUCUUUUGGCUAAGCAAUCUUUCUAGAUUUCCCUCAUUUGCCGUACAACAGAAAUUAUUAUAUGAUGGGAAUGCCAAAGACGAUAAAGAUAAGCUGACGCUGGUAUAUUUGAAUGAUUUGGAGAGCGAAACCAUUAAAGUUUUUGAUAAGAUUUAUUCCAUUUGGUUAGUAAAGUUGAUGAAAUAUACCUCAAUGAAUAUAGAGAUCAGUGAUAUGAUUUUAAACGAUAGACUGCUCAAAAAUUCAGGUAAUGAAAGGUUUGUUAAACUAUUCUCAUUUCUAGAUGAGUUUGAUAAGGUCAUGUGUAAAUUUCAAGUCAGCAACUCGAUGCGUACAAAAGUUUACAACGAUAUCCUGAAGUUUCUCAAUGUGAUGCUAUUCAACGAUCUAAUAACCAAAUGUUUCACAUUAAAUUGGAAGUACGGAUUCGAAGUAGAUAAAAAUAUAGGGCAGUUGAUGACGUGGUUUGAACCAAGAAUCGAAAAUGCUCGCUCCAACUUUGUUCAUAUGAUUCAAAGUGUUAAGAUAUUACAAACGAAAAUGACCAAUCUGAACGAGUUUAAGCUGCUAUUUGAUUUAUGGUAUGCUUUGAAUCCCGCGCAAAUACAAACUAUUCUGAUGAAGUAUAAGCCUACUAAUAAAGACGAAGCAGGUGUACCGAACGAAAUCUUAACUUAUAUGGCUAACUUGGUAAAAAGAGAAAAUUCGGUUCUGCCUAGGAAGAUGGAGAUUAUGCUUUCUACCAAAUUUGACUCUGCCAGAAGUCAUCUGUAUCAUGAUACCGAUGCAAUGCCUCGUAGCUUCAAUGCAGAAGGCUUAGAUAUUGUUAACAAAAUUUUAGAAUUAAGCUAG
This is a messenger RNA of Saccharomyces mikatae IFO 1815, 4410 nucleotides long. It is a transcript of the gene MYO4, whose product is annotated as myosin 4. Gene Ontology annotation, biological process: actin filament organization; vesicle transport along actin filament. The record is from RefSeq and is a predicted model, not a curated record. Gene Ontology annotation, cellular component: actin cytoskeleton; cytoplasm; myosin complex. NCBI's taxonomy places the organism in Eukaryota, Fungi, Ascomycota, Saccharomycetes, Saccharomycetales, Saccharomycetaceae. The coding region runs from base 1 to 4410 and encodes 1469 amino acids. Gene Ontology annotation, molecular function: microfilament motor activity; ATP binding; actin filament binding. The transcript has a single exon.